Messenger RNA from Danaus plexippus (monarch butterfly), 1016 nucleotides. RefSeq lists its product as uncharacterized. NCBI's taxonomy places the organism in Eukaryota, Metazoa, Arthropoda, Insecta, Lepidoptera, Nymphalidae. Gene Ontology annotation, cellular component: nucleus; transcription regulator complex. The record is from RefSeq and is a predicted model, not a curated record. The transcript has 3 exons. Gene Ontology annotation, biological process: regulation of transcription by RNA polymerase II. The coding region runs from base 1 to 882 and encodes 293 amino acids.
AUGGCGAAAAGAGCUGCGCCGACCGCGUCGACUAUCACGCCCAGCGGGGCGGCGGCGGCGGCGGUAGCGGGGCGCGUCGUUUCCCCUUUUAUGAACAAUCAUCGCAGUCACCAACAGAACGAGACUGGAGCGCGUCGCGCCCGACGGGACGCUAGCGUUUUUUAUAGUACAGUUAUGGACAAUGAAACAGUAGCGAAAUUAAUUGAAACUGUCAGAGGCUACGUCUUUUUGUACGAUCUGAGCCAUCAUCAAUAUAAAAAUGCUAGUCUUAAAUCUACGGUUUGGGAAUCUAUAGGAAGGGAAUUAAAUCAAAGUGGUGAAGCAGUCAGAAGUAAAUGGAAGACGAUAAGGGAUGGUUAUACGAAAUAUAAAAAACAACUUAAAACGACAACAGCAUCUAAUAGAACAAACGUUACUUAUACUUGGGCACCACAACUGUCGUUUCUGGAUAAUUACAAUGUAGCUCGGCCGUCGUAUUCAAAAGCUUAUUUGGACGCUGCACAGCCCGCACCAGAUUCCGACCAAUCACAGGAUACUCCCUCACCCCUGCCGUCGACAUUUCCAUCGCAGGCGCCAAUGAAUCAAGUUUCAACCCGCAGCAACAAACGACAGUCGUCCGAUCACAGGCGAGACGACGAUGACGUGCAGACGUCAAAAACCAAAAAGAGAAAAGAACUAGACGUCGUUGAUAAUUUAUUUCUAAGCUAUGCUGACACUUUUAAGAAAUUUCCCGCCCGAGAACAGGCGAUCGUUAAGUUGGAAUUGGCGAAGUUAUUUUCAAAUAUAGAAUUACAGUUGCUCAGCGAUCAGACGAACGAAUCAAAUUUUUACGAACCAACAAUAGGUAAAGUGAAGAAGGAGCUGGCUGAAGACACGCCUUGAGUAUCAUAGAUAUAAUUAUAAGAUUGUAAACGGUGCGGUUAAGACUUUGUACUUUAUAUUAACGCCAAAGGAAUUAUUAGUAUAUUAAUGCAUUAGUCCAUAUUCUAAGUAAUAAAGACUUUUGUUUAACUACC